UUCACCUCAUUCACUGGUUCAGCAUCACAAAACCAGCAAUGAACUGGCAGUUUCUGGGCUAUUGGCAGUACUUUUCAGCACAAGCACCUCAUAUCAUGACCAUAAAGUCAUAUUUCUCUUUGCUCUAGGUAACACUGAUUUCACAAUGGGUUCCAUCAAUGCAGCAAAUGCAGAAUUUUGUUUUGAUGUAUUCAAAGAGGUGAAAUUUCACCGUCCCAACGACAACAUCUUUUAUUGCCCCCUGAGCAUGAUUGCAGCCUUGGCCAUGGUCUAUCUGGGAGCAAGAAAUAACACUGAGUAUCAGAUGGAGAAGGUUCUUCACUUUGACAAAAUUGCAGGACUUGGAAGUAUGCAGACCAAGGUACAGAAAUCUAAGUGUGGCAAGUCUGUCAAUAUCCACCUACUGUUUAAAGAAAUCCUCUCUGAUAUCACUGCACCCAAAGCCAAUUAUUCACUCCACAUUGCCAACAGACUUUAUGCUGAAAGGACGAGUCAAAUCCUACCGAUCUACUUAAAAUGUGUGAAGAAACUGUACAAAUCUGGUCUAGAAAUGGUCAACUUCAAAACAGCAUCUAAUCAAGCCAGACAGCGCAUUAAUUCCUGGGUGAAAAAUCAGACAAAUGGACAGAUCCAGGAUUUCCUUGAACCAAGCUCUGUUAAUCUCCACACUGCGCUGGUCCUUGUGAAUGCCAUUUACUUCAAAGGGAUAUGGAAAACUGCAUUUAAGGAAGAAGACACUCAAGAAGUGCACUUCAAUGUGACAGAGCAAGAGAGCAGACCCGUGCAAAUGAUGUGUCAGAACGGCACCUUCAAAGUGGCAAGAGUGGCUGAAGAGAAAAUUAAGAUCCUGGAGCUUCCAUAUGCCAGUGGAGAGCUGAGCCUGUUGGUGCUGCUGCCUGAUGACAUCUCUGGCCUGGAGCAGCUUGAGAACAAAAUCAGCUUUGAAAAACUUACAGAGUGGACCAGUUCCAAGGUGAUGGAAAAGAAGAGAGUGAAAGUGUACCUCCCACGCAUGAAGAUUGGGGAAAAAUAUAACCUCACAUCUGUCUUAACAUCCUUGGGUAUGACCGACCUGUUCAGCCCCUCGGCCAAUCUCUCUGGCAUCUCUUCAGCAGAGAGCCUGAGGAUAUCUGAGGCCAUCCAUGAAGCGUACAUGGAAGUCACUGAAGAGGGCACUGAAGAGGGCACUGAGGAGGCUGGGUCAGCAGAUGACACAGAAGACAUCCAACACUCUUCUGAGUUUGAAGAGUUUAGGGCUGACCACCCAUUCCUUUUCUUGAUCAAACACAAUCCGAGCAACAUGAUCCUCUUCUUCAGUAGAUAUUGUUCUCCGUAAAGAGAAAAGGGCUGGAAAUAAUGCUUGCCUACCCCCUUUAGUAUUCUAGUAUAAUCUCAUAUCCUCACUAUUUUCUCCAAGUGGAAAUGCUACUCUAAGUCAUGACCUUUCCUGAAGCUUCCAUAGCAAAGACGCACCUGAAGGUGAGGAAAUAGCAGUGUGUUUGAUCCUUUCCCUUCUCAGACUGGUUUCAGUGUUGAUUGAGCCCAGCAAAGACUGAGCCCACAGAGAAUAGAGGCACUCACAAGCCAGGCAGGGGUCAAAUGAAUGGGUUUCACUUGAAGAACUAGUUGCAGACAUGCCUCCAAGUCUUUGGUAUUCCAUUACAUGGAAAGCCAUGGGCUAUGCUCAACCCACUCCUUGGUUCUAUCCUGCUAGCAAACCCAUGUUGCUCCUGAAACACCAGCUUUUAGAUCCCCAAUCUGGAGGAGAUGCUUGUGGACAAGAUUCUGCUAUGCAGGGUAUUAUUUGGUGCCCACAUAAAUUUUUUUUUUACUUAACUGUUGGGAAAUGGUGCACAUAUCCACCAUCACCACAGCUGUCCUCUCACCUGAAUACUGAAUUUCUUUCAGUGGUUCUCCAAAGUCAUGGAGAGUUUCCCUUCCACUGCGGAAUGUGCAAGGACAUCUAACUUUCUCUAGGUGCAGUUGUGCCUUGUCACAGAGUAUAGAUUCAAAACCUGAAACAUGGAUAUCUGGGUGAUCCAGAUGAUCAAGACUCAGAACUGCCAGGCAAAAGAGUUGUCUGAAUUCUUGUUUAAAACACUGUAAGUCACUUCAAAUUUGAGAGCAUUUUGGUUUUUGUGAAAAAUCCUGUAAGUGGUGUUAAAGAAUCUGAUCUCCACGUGAGUUUUGUGAAAAAACACAGCUUUUGAAAUAAUUUCUGUCUCUGUUGAUCUUGCUUAGCAAGUAAAUUUCAAUUUGUUCCUGGAAAGCUCUCAGAUGUUAAAAACUCAAAUACAUUAUUAUUCCAUGAAUGUAGCUGGGCUUCUCUAUUCCCAUGAUAGUCAAGAAUACAUCUCCUGUUUUCAAGAAAUACAUGAGAAUUCUAAUAUUCUCUUUUUUUCCUCUGUGUCCACUAGCAUCUCCAAAUAUGGAUCUUUGGCACAAUAUUACGACCUGUUUUCAUUCUAAUCACAUAUUACUUAUUUUGAUGCAUAUAAUUGAUUUUUUUCUUAAAAUAAUAAAAGAAAGUUACAAAUGCUUGUCAUGAAAUUAUGUGAA
Messenger RNA from Corvus hawaiiensis (hawaiian crow), 2559 nucleotides. RefSeq names its product ovalbumin-related protein X-like. NCBI's taxonomy places the organism in Eukaryota, Metazoa, Chordata, Aves, Passeriformes, Corvidae. Bases 146 to 1336 code for a protein of 396 amino acids. The record is from RefSeq and is a predicted model, not a curated record. Gene Ontology annotation, biological process: negative regulation of endopeptidase activity. Gene Ontology annotation, molecular function: serine-type endopeptidase inhibitor activity. The transcript is spliced from 7 exons.